AUGGAUAAGCACCUUUUAACUCUCUUCUUGAUUCCGGUUAUCGCUGCUUGCCAUUCCUUCCCAAUGAGUAAGGCACUCGUUCAACGACUGUUAUUGAUGUCGUCGCUAUCAUCAGCCACCGAUUCCGCACAAAAUGGUUCUAGUCCCGGUAAAGAACGUGCUGGUGCAUUUAAGCGAUUAUUCACAUAUCCUCUUGUUAGGAGAUGUGAUAUGGAUGAGGAGAUGCGUAAAGAAGCCAUCCAAAUCGUGGUGAAAGCAUGUGAAGGAAACACUGACUGUAAUCAGAGUGCUGCACGUGCUAUCAAGGAAUCCCUGGAUGAACGUUACGGAGGAGUAUGGCAUGCGGUAGUUGGUGAGCAGUUUGGAUUGGAACUCAGUCACGAUCCAGAAACGUUACUUUAUUUAUUCUUUGGUGGUAAAUUAGCAAUUUGUGUCUGGAAAUGUGCAGCAUAA
Messenger RNA from Anisakis simplex (herring worm), 453 nucleotides. The record is from the annotation of a GenBank genome assembly. Lineage: Eukaryota; Metazoa; Nematoda; Chromadorea; Rhabditida; Anisakidae.